Messenger RNA from Diachasma alloeum, 1947 nucleotides. RefSeq names its product fork head domain-containing protein FD4 (gene fd102C). Lineage: Eukaryota; Metazoa; Arthropoda; Insecta; Hymenoptera; Braconidae. The transcript has a single exon. Gene Ontology annotation, biological process: anatomical structure morphogenesis; regulation of transcription by RNA polymerase II; cell differentiation. The record is from RefSeq and is a predicted model, not a curated record. Gene Ontology annotation, molecular function: RNA polymerase II cis-regulatory region sequence-specific DNA binding; DNA-binding transcription factor activity, RNA polymerase II-specific. The coding region runs from base 218 to 1534 and encodes 438 amino acids.
UCGAGCCGAACAUCCAUCAAUCUCAGUGUGUGACGAGCUGUUAUAGGAUAAUUGUUAUUUAUAAUUUGGUAAUGUGCAGUUGUUGAUUGAUCAGUGAGGAUUGUUUGAAUUAUUGACAAAGUGAUUGUGGAUUUUAUGUUGAAGCAAAUGACAGAUAGAGUUUGAGGAUUUUUGUGGUUGAAAAGUGGAGGUUGAUAAGAGUGAAGGAUUCAGGAGUAUGUGCAGCAACGAGAGUCCACCGCCGGCGAAGGAGCCCCUUGCGGUUGGUCUAGGGGUUGGCAAUCCAAUGGCAGGAUUUCUGCCAGGUCUAGAGCAGCAUUACAGGCUCCAGUUCUAUCAUUACGCUAUGGCCGAGCGCCUGCGACUAGUCCAGCAAUUGCAUCCCCAACAUCCUGGAGUGGGUCAUCCGAACUCAGGGGGACCUGCAUCACAUCUAGGAAUGUCUCCAGGAUUCCCGGCACCCCUGCCACUUUAUCCGGCGGCAGCAGCAGCAGCGGCAGCCGCGGGCUACCCCAGCAGAUUAGCCCUGUCAAUGGCUCUACUUCAUCCCCAUCAUCCGAGGAUUCCGGAGGAGCCCAAACCCCAGCACAGCUACAUUGGGCUGAUCGCAAUGGCGAUACUGUCGUCACCUGAUAAGAAACUAGUGCUGUCGGAUAUCUAUCAACACAUACUGGAGCACUACCCGUACUUCAGGUCCCGUGGUCCCGGCUGGAGAAACUCCAUAAGACAUAAUUUAUCGUUGAACGAUUGUUUCGUGAAAUCGGGGAGGAGUGCCAAUGGAAAAGGUCACUAUUGGGCGAUCCAUCCCGCGAAUCUGGAGGACUUCAGGAGAGGAGACUUUCGGCGGCGCAAGGCGCAGAGAAAAGUCCGCCGUCACAUGGGUCUCGCGGUUGAGGAGGAACCAGACAGUCCUAGUCCUCCGCCGUUGCCUCCAACUCCACCGCCGGCGGCUUUAGUCGGCCCCGUCAAUCCUCAAGCAUUAUCAGCAAUCUGGAGUCCCCAUCAUCAUCACCAUCAAGUCUCUCAGCAGGCGCAUCACCAGACGCCUCAGCAGCUCUCCCCCCAAUCAUCAUCGCCAACUCACAAUCAACAUCGCCAAGUCCACAGUCAAACAUCGAUGAGGAGUUGCUUCCAGCCGUCGCGGAAACGACAAUUCGACGUCGCCAGUCUCCUAGCACCUGACGACCAAAAUUCCGAAUCUUCGCUUCUCAGAACAGCGAAAGUCCGGAGAUUCAGCUGCAGUGAAUCCGAACACGAGGUCGACCAGAUUGAUCAGGAGGAAGAGGAUGUGGACGUUGAUGUUGAUGUCGACGUAGACGUCGUCGCUGAGGCGAAUCCCUUGUCAUCACCCGUUGCCACCCCCAGUGCUAGUCCUGACGGCAAAAUGGUAUCACCUGGCAGUCACUGUGAUUGGAAUUCGGCGACGGCGCUCAGGGCAACUGCCCAACCGCUAUCCGCCAUUCAUCUUCACAAUCAUCUUCAUGUGAGGAAUUACUACAUUCAGGCGAACGCUACUUCCAGCUCUAGCGUAUAGACUUUUUUGUACUUGAUAAGAUCACAAGUAGAUAAUGAAUAACGAAAUUUGGUGUACAUAAAUCCUUUUUUUUUUAUGAUGAUCUCCAAUGUUCAAAGUGUAAUAUAAAACUGAGUGUAAUAUAUUAGAUUGUAAUGAUAAUUGUAAUUCAUGAUUGUAAAAUCCUGAUUGUGUAAUUCAGGGGAGGAUCCUGCACUGAUAGACUGAUUCAUUUAUUCCUAACGAAAUUCCUCAACUAUCAACGAAUGGUAGAGUUGAAUAUGAAUGCCAAAUGAAUAUUCGUUAAUUGUUAACGAAUGGUUCACUUGAAAAAUGAAAAUUGAGUCAAAAAAGGCUCUUCAAGUGUGCAUUUGUUAACUAUUAACGAAUGAACAUUUGGUGAGAGCGAAUAAAUCAUCGUCUCCAACCAAAUC